This is a messenger RNA of Scleropages formosus (Asian bonytongue), 4155 nucleotides long. RefSeq names its product structural maintenance of chromosomes 1B (gene smc1b). Gene Ontology annotation, biological process: sister chromatid cohesion. Gene Ontology annotation, molecular function: DNA binding; ATP hydrolysis activity; protein binding. The coding region runs from base 23 to 3733 and encodes 1236 amino acids. NCBI's taxonomy places the organism in Eukaryota, Metazoa, Chordata, Actinopteri, Osteoglossiformes, Osteoglossidae. The record is from RefSeq and is a predicted model, not a curated record. Gene Ontology annotation, cellular component: chromosome; nucleus; meiotic cohesin complex. The transcript has 25 exons.
UCUAAACUCGUGGCGCGGUAAAAUGGGCUAUCUCAAGCAGAUAGUUGUCGAGAACUUCAAGUCGUGGCGGGGAAGGCAGGUGAUCGGGCCCUUUCACAGGUUCAGCUGCAUCAUCGGCACGAACGGAUCCGGCAAGUCCAACCUGAUGGACGCCGUGAGCUUCGUGGUGGGCGAGCGCGCCGCCAGCCUGCGCGUGAAGCACGUGCGCGACCUGGUCCACGGCGCGCACGUGGGCCGGCCGGUGGCCCGCGCCGCCAGCGUGGCCAUGCUGUACUGCGAGGACGACGGAGCGGAGCUGCUUUUCUGCAGGAGCGUCGCAGGGGAUUCGUCGGAGUACAGCAUCAAUGGCAAACAAGUCACUUUUGCCAAGUACACAGCAGAGCUGGAGAAGAUUGGUGUUGUGGUUAAAGCGAGGAAUUGCCUGGUGUUUCAGGGGGCUGUGGAGUCAAUCGCCAUGAAGGAUGCCAAAGAGAUGAGCCGCAUGUUCGAGCGCAUCAGCGGCUCUCUGGAGCUGGCGGAGGAGUACAACCAGAAGAAGGAGGCAUUACAGAAGGCCAAAGAGGACACACAGUUCCACUACAAGAAGAAGAAGGCUGCUGCCUUGGAGAAGAAGCACAUGUCACAAGUGAAGGAGGAGACCCAGAAAUACCAGUACUUGAUGGAUGACCUGAACCAGGCUAAGUUGCAGCUGACACUGUGCCAGCUGUACCACAGUGAGAGAGGCAUCGGGGUGCAGAUGGAGUCUCUGCGGCGCAGUCAGGUGGCUGUGGCCGAGAAGAGUAGCGGUGUGGCCCUGAGGGAGCAGGCUGUGAAGGUCCAGAAGAAAGAGCACGGCCGUCUGUCGCGAAGCCUGCAGCAAAUAGAGAAGGAGAGCCGGGCGGAGGAGCAGAAGCUGGCACACCACCAGCAGCUGUAUGUCAAAGCCAAGGUGAACACAGCGCACCAGGAGCGCAAGGCGCAGGCGGCCCGCACAGACCUGCAGGGGGCACGGAACCUGCUGCGCAGGAAGGAGCAGGACCUGGAAGAGCUGCGCAGGGAGCUGGCCGACCUGGAUCGUGCCCAGGCAGAGUUUGAGAGGGAGGUGGAGGAGGAAGGAGUCGCCCGAGGCACCUCCGUACAGCUGGAGCAGGAGCAGCUGGAGCGCUACGCAGAGCUCAAGGAAGUGUCCAGGAAACAGAGCGCCACCCUGAGGCAGCAGCUCGAGAAGCUGCGCUGGGACCACAGAGCUGAUUGCGAGAAGCUUGAGUUUGACCGCAGGAGGAAGACGGAAGUGGAGGUGAGCAUCAAGCACACCCAAGCUCAGCUGGAGGAGUUCACGAGGAGAGCCAACAAGCUGCUGGAGUACGGCAAUACGUGCAAUUCAGCCCUCGAGGAGCACCGGAAGCAGGAGCAGAGUUUGUCGGCGGAGCUGGAGGAGGGCCGGGCGCGUUCCAAGGUGGCGGAGAAGGAGCUGGCAGAGGUGCUGGGCGAGCUGCAGAACGCUCGUAUUGACAGCCAGGAGAGCCGGGGCCUGGAGCGGCGCAAUGAGGUGCUGGAGAACCUGAGGAGACUCUACCCGGAGACCAUGUAUGGUCGCCUGUUUGACCUGUGCCACCCGGUGCAUAAGAAGUACCAGCUGGCGGUGACGAAGGUGUUCGGCCACUAUAUGAAUGCCAUCGUCGUGGCGUCGGAGAGGGUGGCGCGCGACUGCAUCAGACUCGUGAAGGAGGAGAGGGCCGAACCCGAGACCUUUCUCCCGCUCGACUACAUCACUGUGAGUCCUCUCAACGAGCGUCUGCGGGAGCUGCCGGGGGCCAAGAUGGUGGCGGACGUGAUUCAGUGCGCUCUGCUGAUCAGGAAAGCGGUGCAGUUCGUCUGCGGGAACGCCCUCGUCUGCGAGACCCUGAAGGAGGCCCAGCAGAUCGCCUUCGGCGGGCCUGAGCGCCACAAAACUGUGGCACUGGACGGGACCAUGUUCUUCAAGUCGGGGGUGAUUUCGGGAGGCUCCAGCCACCUGCGCAGCAAGGCCCGCUGCUGGGACGAGAAGGACGUGAACAAGCUCAAGGAGCGCAAGGAGCAGCUGGCUGCCGAGUUACAUGCUCUGCUGAAGCUGAGGCGUAAGGAGGCGGAGUUGAAGCAAGCCCAAGCUCAGGCCAAGGGGAUCCACACCCGUCUCAAGUACUCCCAGAGCGAGCUGGAGGCCAUCCGCACAAAGAGCAUCCCUGCCUGUCUUGCGGAGAAGUCUAGGCUGGAGAGUGAGCUUGUUAAUCUGGAGUCAGAUAUUAAAAUGCAGAAAGAAAACAUGGAAGGGAAAGAAGCAAAAAUGCAGGCGAUCCAGGACAAUAUUAAUAAGAUGGACGAUGAGAUUUUCUCUGAUUUCUGCACGGAAAUUGGGGUGGCAAACAUCCGGGAGUAUGAGCAGGAGCACCUGAAACAGCAGCAGGAGGUGGACAGAAAGAGGCUGCAGUUUGGGACCCAGCGUACCCGCCUGACCACCCAGCUGGAGUACGAGAGUACUCAGCUAGAGCAGCAGAUGAAAAAAAUCAGGGAGCUGGAGGAUGCUGUUUACAGGGCACAGAAGAGUGUGGCCCAAAAGAAGAAGGAGGAGGAGCGGCUGCUGAAGGACGUGGAUGAGACCAUGGCGAAGCUGGAGGAACUGAGGGUUGUCUUCCUUGAGCAGAAGUCCCUCGUCGAUGCCUCCAAGGAAAAGCUAGAUGAAAAGCUGAAGAGACUGCAGGAAAGCUCCAAGGAACUAGCAAAACUCCAGAGAGACGCCUCCUCUCUGCAGACAGCACUGGAGCAGAAGAGGCUCGAGAGACACAACCUGCUACUUGGCUGCAAAGUGCAGGGCCUCCCCAUCGUGCUCCUGUCUGGCUCCCUGGACUACAUCAGCGAUGUUCAGGUAGAGAGUUAUAGGGCUGACUCAGAAAUUCCGAGCACUGGCACCACGAUGGACAUCUAUGAGCGCGAGGAGCAGAUUCAAAUUGACUACAGUGUGUUGCGGAGAGAGCUGAAGGAGUUGCAGAGUGAGGAGGAGGUGUCGGCUGAGGUAGAGCAGCUUCAGGAAGCAGUCAGUUCCCUGGAAACUGCACUCCAGCGUUCCAGUACACCCAACUUCAAGGCCCUGGAGAAGAUGAGAGAGGUCAAAGAGAUAUUCCAGAGGGCAGUGGAUGCAUUUGAUACUAGUACCAGAGUGGCUAAGCAGCGUCACCACGAGUUCGAGCAGGUGAAGGCCAGGCGCUUCCGUCUAUUCAACCAGUGCUUUGAGCAUGUUGCCAUCAGCAUCGACCAGAUCUACAAAGACCUGUGCAGGAACCCCAGCGCACAGGCUAUCAUUAGUGUGGAGAACCCUGACGAGCCCUAUCUGGAAGGUAUCACCUACCACUGCGUGGCCCCUGGCAAGCGCUUCAUGGCCAUGGACAACCUGUCUGGGGGCGAGAAGGCCAUCGCUGCGCUGUCCCUGCUGUUCGCUAUUCACAGUUUUCGACCUGCUCCUUUCUUUGUUUUGGAUGAGGUGGACGCUGCUCUGGACAAUACCAACAUUGGCAAGGUGACCAGAUACAUUCGAGAGCAGUCCAGGGAGCACUUCCAGGUCAUCGUCAUCUCCCUGAAGGAGGAGUUCUACUCCAAGGCCGAUGCUCUGCUGGGUGUGUAUUCUGAGUUCAACGAUUUCUCAUUCAGCCGCCUCCUGACUGUUGACCUCACGCCAUACCCGCUGAGCGAAGAUACAAAUGCGGAGCGGGAGGAAGUGUAGCCUGGAGCUCAGACACAUUAGUUCAGUUUGGUUUAUUAGUUCAGUUUAUACUGUCAGUUUCAAAGAGAGAAUGUAUUAGUGAGCGGUUCAUGUCAGACAGUUUCCAGCAGGACGUGUUUUCUUCAUCUGAUGUUCUCCUCCUUGUGGAUUAUAGUGCACUUAUUGUCGGUGGAUGUUAUGAUGGGCCUCUCUGUUUUACUUGAGCCCUUUUUCAGUUUGUACUUUCCAAAGUUCUCAGCUUUGUUCCUGUUCAUGUAUUCGAUGUUCGUGUUCCUCAAUAAAUCUCAAGUUUUUGCCGCUGAAGUGCCAGGUGGUGAAAUGUCCCUAACCGUCUACAGCACGAUGACUAAACAGAACUCAAAAGCUGUUGGGAAGCAGUUCUGCCCUAACAAGAACACUUUAAAGAGCACCAAAGACCCCAA